AAGUAGGUGUUAGAUUAGCACAUAGCAUGGCCAAUUAAUAUUCAAAGUAAUGUAAAGAGAAUGCAGUGUGAGCUUUCAGCUGGAAUCUCUAGUGCAGUUCAACAUCAUUAGUUGGAGUGUCGUGUGUUCCUUCUUACUUUAUCUUUACACCUAAGGAUUAGAAAGCGUUAUUUUCAAUAAGCUGAGAAGGCACCGUAAGAAAUGGAGCCAUUUUGAUCCCUAAAGUGGAGCGGCAGUAAGGUGCAAUUACUUCUCUAUAUAUGUCACUGGCUCGUUAAAGGAACUAACAAAUCCAGCCUCUCAAAUAUGGGGGUCUUUUAUCAAGAAGACCCACCAAAUCCUUCUAAGAAAUCCUUUCUAGCAGCUGCUUUGAAGGAUGCAUUUUGCAACUGCCAUACUUUUAGCAGACAGCUACCGAAUUCAAACGCAGAGGACAAAUAUCCUACGAGUGACUUCGAUGAUGAAGAGGAAGAAAUUGUAUCAGAAAUCAGAAGUCGAGCAAUGGAAAAGUUGAGACGAAAGACUAACCUGUCGGACAGCUUUUCCUGGGUUUUCUCACCUGCAACCAAAGAAUUGUAUAUAACAUCAAUGGAGAUUGAGAAAAUGGGUGAGUCUAGAAAUGAAGAUAACACAGGAGAUGAGUUCUACUCAGUUCAGAGUUUUCUCACAUGUUGUUCAAGUGCUGCAACCAAGGAAGCAUUCUUUUCUGUGGAGGCCAACUUUUCCCGAGGUUCGAGCUUAAAUGGUCUUGAUUUUGUAGACGAAGAUCUCAAGAGGCACACUGCCUUGCAGGAACUUUGUCAUUGUGAAGGAUGGCCGUUCGGUCUUUGCAGGAAGGCACUGUUCGUUCCUCCUCUGCCCAAGUCGCCAUCUGAAUCUUGGUCAUGGAGUAAAUGGAAUAAAGGCACCAAAGUUGUAAAGACAUAUUGAUGUCCAAAUCCUGUGCUAAGUUUCAUUUUUGUAGAGGCAAUGUUGGGAGUGAAGAGUCCAACAGACCUCCUCCAAGCUAGUCGUCUGAUUAUAUCCAAUUUUCACCUCUUCUUUACUUCAUAAACAUAUGCUUUAACACUUAAGUUAUUAACAACAAUUACGAAGUUACUGUAGCAA
Cucurbita moschata (crookneck pumpkin) is the source of this 1107-nucleotide messenger RNA. RefSeq lists its product as uncharacterized. NCBI's taxonomy places the organism in Eukaryota, Viridiplantae, Streptophyta, Magnoliopsida, Cucurbitales, Cucurbitaceae. The record is from RefSeq and is a predicted model, not a curated record. The transcript has 2 exons. Bases 307 to 930 code for a protein of 207 amino acids.